GGGAGAUUUGGACGCCCCUGCCUGGGAGGUGUGCCAGAUCUGAGCUCUCCACCCGGUUUCUUCUCCGCUGUCCCCCCAGUUGGAGAUCUGGGACCAACCAGGCACCAUGGCGCAGAAGGGCCAGCUCAGCGAUGAUGAGAAGUUCCUCUUUGUGGACAAAAACUUCGUCAACAGCCCAGUGGCCCAGGCCGACUGGGCCGCCAAGAAGCUGGUCUGGGUCCCUUCGGAGAAGCAGGGCUUCGAGGCAGCCAGCAUCAAGGAGGAGAAAGGGGACGAGGUGAUCGUGGAGCUGGUGGAGAAUGGCAAGAAGGUGACGGUCGGCAAAGAUGACAUCCAGAAGAUGAACCCGCCCAAAUUCUCCAAGGUGGAGGACAUGGCAGAGCUGACGUGCCUCAAUGAGGCCUCUGUGCUGCACAACCUGAGGGAGAGGUACUUCUCCGGGCUCAUCUACACGUACUCCGGCCUCUUCUGCGUGGUGGUCAACCCCUACAAGCAGCUGCCCAUCUACUCGGAGAAGAUCGUGGACAUGUACAAGGGCAAGAAGAGGCACGAGAUGCCACCCCACAUCUACGCCAUCGCUGACACGGCCUACCGGAGCAUGCUGCAAGAUCGAGAGGACCAGUCCAUUCUGUGCACAGGCGAGUCUGGAGCCGGGAAGACGGAAAACACCAAGAAGGUCAUCCAGUACCUGGCCGUGGUGGCCUCCUCCCACAAGGGCAAGAAGGACACAAGCAUCACGGGUGAGCUGGAGAAGCAGCUUCUACAAGCAAACCCGAUUCUGGAGGCUUUUGGCAACGCGAAGACGGUCAAGAACGACAACUCUUCACGGUUUGGCAAAUUCAUCCGCAUCAACUUCGAUGUCACUGGUUACAUCGUGGGAGCCAACAUCGAGACGUAUCUGCUGGAGAAGUCUCGGGCCAUUCGUCAAGCCAGAGACGAGAGGACGUUCCACAUCUUUUACUACCUGAUUGCUGGAGCGAAGGACAAGAUGAAAAAUGACUUGCUUUUGGAGGGCUUCAACAACUACACAUUUCUCUCCAAUGGCUUUGUGCCCAUCCCGGCUGCCCAGGAUGACGAGAUGUUCCAGGAAACCCUGGAAGCCAUGGCGAUCAUGGGCUUCAGUGAUGAGGAGCAGCUGUCCAUACUGAAGGUGGUGUCGUCCGUCCUGCAGCUUGGAAAUAUUGUCUUCAAGAAGGAAAGAAACACAGACCAAGCAUCAAUGCCGGAUAACACAGCUGCUCAGAAAGUUUGCCACCUCAUGGGAAUUAAUGUGACAGAUUUCACCAGAUCUAUCCUGACCCCACGUAUCAAGGUUGGACGGGAUGUAGUACAGAAAGCUCAAACAAAAGAACAGGCAGACUUUGCCGUAGAGGCUCUAGCCAAGGCCACCUACGAACGCCUUUUCCGCUGGAUACUCAGCCGCGUGAACAAAGCCCUAGACAAGACCCACCGGCAAGGGGCUUCGUUCCUGGGGAUCCUGGACAUUGCUGGAUUUGAGAUCUUUGAGGUGAACUCCUUCGAGCAGCUGUGCAUCAACUACACCAACGAGAAGCUGCAGCAGCUCUUCAACCACACGAUGUUCAUCCUGGAGCAGGAGGAGUACCAGCGCGAGGGCAUCGAGUGGAACUUCAUCGACUUCGGCCUCGACCUGCAGCCCUGCAUCGAGCUCAUCGAGCGGCCGAACAACCCUCCGGGUGUGCUGGCCCUGCUGGACGAGGAGUGCUGGUUCCCCAAAGCCACAGACAAGUCCUUCGUGGAGAAGCUGUGCACGGAGCAGGGCAACCACCCCAAGUUUCAGAAGCCCAAGCAGCUCAAGGACAAAACAGAGUUCUCCAUCAUCCACUAUGCCGGGAAGGUGGACUACAAUGCCAGUGCCUGGCUGACCAAGAACAUGGACCCGCUGAAUGACAACGUGACUUCCCUCCUCAAUGCCUCCUCGGACAAGUUUGUGGCCGACCUGUGGAAGGACGUGGACCGCAUUGUGGGCCUGGACCAGAUGGCCAAGAUGACCGAGAGCUCGCUGCCCAGCGCCUCCAAGACCAAGAAGGGCAUGUUCCGCACGGUGGGGCAGCUGUACAAAGAGCAGCUGGGGAAGCUGAUGACCACGUUGCGCAACACCACACCCAACUUUGUGCGCUGCAUCAUCCCCAACCACGAGAAGAGGUCGGGCAAGCUGGACGCCUUUCUGGUGUUGGAGCAGCUGCGGUGCAACGGGGUGUUGGAAGGCAUCCGCAUCUGCCGUCAGGGCUUCCCCAACAGGAUCGUCUUCCAGGAGUUUCGCCAGCGCUACGAGAUCCUGGCUGCCAACGCCAUUCCCAAAGGCUUCAUGGACGGGAAGCAGGCCUGCAUUCUCAUGAUCAAAGCCCUGGAACUCGACCCCAACUUGUACAGAAUCGGGCAGAGCAAAAUCUUCUUCCGAACGGGGGUCCUGGCCCAUCUGGAAGAGGAACGAGACUUGAAGAUCACCGACGUCAUCAUGGCUUUCCAGGCCAUGUGUCGCGGCUACCUGGCCAGAAAGGCCUUCGCCAAGCGGCAGCAACAGCUGACAGCCAUGAAGGUGAUUCAGAGGAACUGCGCGGCCUACCUCAAGCUGAGGAAUUGGCAGUGGUGGAGGCUCUUCACCAAAGUGAAGCCGCUGCUGCAGGUGACGCGGCAGGAGGAGGAGAUGCAGGCCAAGGAGGACGAGCUGCAGAAGACCAAGGAGCUGCAGAAGAAGGCGGAGAGCGAGCUCAAGGAGCUGGAGCAGAGGCACACGCAGCUGGCCGAGGAGAAGAGCCUGCUCCAGGAGCAGCUGCAGGCCGAGACGGAGCUGUACGCCGAGGCCGAGGAGAUGCGGGUGCGCCUGGCGGCUAAGAAGCAGGAGCUGGAGGAGAUCCUGCACGAGAUGGAGGCCCGCCUGGAGGAGGAGGAAGACCGGGGCCAACAGCUGCAGGCCGAGAAGAAGAAGAUGGCCCAGCAGAUGCUGGACCUGGAGGAGCAGCUGGAGGAGGAGGAAGCUGCGAGGCAGAAGUUACAGCUCGAGAAGGUCACGGCCGAGGCCAAGAUCAAGAAACUGGAGGACGAUAUUCUGGUCAUGGAUGAUCAGAACAACAAGCUGUCCAAAGAGCGAAAACUCCUCGAAGAGAGGAUUAGUGACUUAACCACAAAUCUUGCAGAAGAGGAGGAAAAGGCCAAGAACCUUACCAAGCUAAAAAACAAGCACGAAUCUAUGAUUUCAGAACUGGAAGUGCGGCUGAAGAAGGAGGAGAAGAGCCGGCAGGAGCUGGAGAAGCUGAAGAGGAAGCUCGAGGGUGAGGCCAGUGACUUCCACGAGCAGAUAGCGGACCUGCAGGCACAGAUCGCGGAGCUCAAGAUGCAGCUGGCCAAGAAGGAGGAGGAGCUGCAGGCCGCCCUGAGCAGGCUGGACGAUGAAAUCGCUCAGAAGAACAACGCUCUCAAGAAGAUCCGGGAGCUGGAGAGUCACAUCUCGGACCUGCAGGAGGACUUGGACUCAGAACGGGCCGCGAGAAACAAGGCCGAGAAGCAGAAGCGGGACCUGGGGGAGGAGCUGGAGGCGCUCAAGACGGAGCUGGAGGACACGCUGGACAGCACGGCCACCCAGCAGGAGCUCAGGGCCAAGAGGGAACAAGAGGUGACGGUGCUGAAGAAGGCCCUGGAUGAGGAGACCCGGUCCCACGAGGCGCAGGUCCAGGAGAUGAGACAGAAGCACACGCAGGCGGUGGAGGAACUCACCGAGCAGUUGGAGCAGUUCAAGAGGGCCAAGGCCAACCUAGACAAGAACAAGCAGACGCUGGAGAAGGAGAACGCAGACCUGGCCGGGGAGCUGCGGGUCCUGAACCAGGCGAAGCAGGAGGUGGAGCACAAGAAGAAGAAGCUGGAGGUGCAGCUCCAGGAACUGCAGUCCAAGUGCAGCGAUGGGGAGCGGGCCCGGGCUGAGCUCAAUGACAAGGUCCACAAGCUGCAGAAUGAAGUGGAGAGUGUCACAGGGAUGCUCAACGAGGCUGAGGGGAAGGCCAUAAAACUGGCCAAGGAUGUGGCAUCCCUUGGGUCCCAGCUCCAGGACACCCAGGAGCUGCUUCAAGAAGAAACCCGGCAGAAACUCAAUGUGUCCACCAAGUUGCGCCAGCUGGAGGACGAGAGGAACAGCCUGCAGGACCAGCUGGACGAGGAGAUAGACGCCAAGCAGAACCUGGAGCGCCACAUCUCAACUCUAAACAUCCAGCUCUCCGAUUCGAAGAAGAAGCUACAGGACUUUGCCAGCACCGUGGAGGCCUUGGAAGAGGGCAAGAAGCGGUUCCAGAAGGAAAUCGAAGGCCUCACCCAGCAGUACGAAGAGAAGGCAGCUGCUUAUGACAAACUGGAAAAGACCAAGAACAGGCUUCAGCAGGAGCUGGACGACCUGGUCGUCGAUUUGGACAACCAGCGGCAACUGGUGUCCAACCUGGAAAAGAAGCAGAAGAAGUUUGAUCAGUUGUUAGCCGAGGAGAAGAGCAUCUCUUCCAAAUACGCGGAUGAAAGGGACAGAGCCGAGGCAGAAGCCAGGGAAAAGGAAACCAAGGCCUUGUCGCUGGCGCGAGCCCUCGAAGAGGCCCUGGAAGCCAAAGAGGACCUCGAGAGAGCCAACAAAAUGCUCAAGGCCGAGAUGGAGGGCCUGGUCAGCUCCAAGGAUGACGUGGGCAAGAACGUCCACGAGCUGGAGAAGUCCAAGCGGGCCCUGGAGACCCAGAUGGAGGAGAUGAAGACCCAGCUGGAGGAGCUGGAGGACGAGCUGCAGGCCACGGAGGACGCCAAGCUGCGGCUCGAGGUCAACAUGCAGGCCCUCAAGGGCCAGUUUGAGCGGGACCUCCAGGCUCGGGAUGAACAGAACGAAGAGAAGAGGCGGCAGCUCCAGAGGCAGCUGCACGAGUAUGAGACAGAACUGGAAGACGAGAGAAAGCAGCGUGCCCUGGCAACGGCGGCCAAGAAGAAGCUGGAAGGGGACCUGAAGGACCUGGAGCUGCAGGCCGACUCGGCCAUCAAGGGCCGGGAAGAAGCCAUCAAGCAGCUGCGGAAACUGCAGGCCCAGAUGAAGGACUUCCAGAGAGAGCUGGAAGAUGCCCGUGCCUCCAGAGAUGAGAUCUUUGCCACCGCCAAAGAGAAUGAGAAGAAAGCCAAGAGCUUAGAAGCCGACCUCAUGCAGCUACAGGAGGAUCUGGCCGCGGCUGAGAGGGCUCGCAAACAGGCUGACUUGGAGAAGGAGGAACUGGCAGAGGAGCUGACCAGCAGCGUCUCAGGAAGGAACACACUUCAGGACGAGAAGCGCCGCCUGGAGGCCCGGAUCGCGCAGCUGGAAGAAGAGCUGGAGGAGGAGCAAGGCAACAUGGAGGCCAUGAGUGACCGCGUGCGGAAGGCCACGCAGCAGGCCGAGCAGCUCAACAACGAACUGGCCACUGAGCGCAGCGCGGCCCAGAAGAACGAGAGCGCAAGGCAGCAGCUCGAGCGGCAGAACAAGGAGCUCCGAAGCAAGCUGCAAGAGAUGGAGGGGGCCGUCAGGUCCAAGUUCAAGUCCACCAUUGCGGCACUGGAGGCCAAGAUCGCGCAGCUGGAGGAGCAGGUGGAGCAGGAGGCCAGAGAGAAGCAGGCGGCCACCAAGUCGCUGAAGCAGAAGGACAAGAAGCUGAAGGAGGUCCUGCUGCAGGUGGAGGACGAGCGCAAGAUGGCCGAGCAGUACAAGGAGCAGGCAGAGAAAGGAAACGCCAAGGUCAAGCAACUCAAGAGGCAGCUGGAGGAGGCGGAGGAGGAGUCCCAGCGCAUCAAUGCCAACCGCAGGAAGCUGCAGCGGGAGCUGGAUGAAGCCACGGAGAGCAACGAGGCCAUGGGCCGCGAGGUGAACGCGCUCAAGAGCAAGCUCAGAGGCCCCCUUCCCCAGGAAACUCCGCAAUGACUCACCAGGCGAGGAAACGAGCCCUCCUUUGUUCCCUCUAGAAGGUCUGGAGGACGUCGAGUUAUUGAAAACGCCGAUGGAUCUGAUGAGGAAAUGGACGCUCGCGAUGCGGACUUCAAUGGAACCAAAGCCAGUGAAUAAACAACUAGUGAAAAGCAGAACAAAACCAAACCCAGUGGACUCUGCUUAGCACUAAAUCCAUUUUCAAAUCCCAAAUGUCACAGACACCCCUCACAACGAAUAUAAAAGCCACCACCCUGCGUCCAGGGUAUCGAUGGAGUUUUGAAUGCUGUGCCAAACGAGAAAAACCCAAGAAGCGACACAGACACCCCCGCUCCCCCCAUCAGUGAAUUGUGCAGAAAUCUUGAGUUUUUAGGAAAAUAGAACCACAGUAACUGAUCACUGGCAACUUAGUUUACGUGAAACAGGGAGAAAGUCACCAAAAUGGGUGCCACUGCCUCCCGCUCCCAAGCCAUUCCCUGGCCUGUCUACCCUUCCAACGUCUCGAGUGGGCCCCUGUUUGAGUUCUUUCCCCUCUUGGUUACCGCACGUCAGAUGCACACAGUUCACCAAGUGCCUUCGGUCGUCACAUGAAUUCAAAAGGAGACGCUGCUCCAGCGGGAUGAGAGCAAGAAUGUUACACUGUUUCAUAUGCACCCCGAUUGUACUUAAGGACACCUUCACUAAUAAAAGGUUAUAAAUCACC
Messenger RNA from Lynx canadensis (Canada lynx), 6629 nucleotides. It is a transcript of the gene MYH11, whose product is annotated as myosin heavy chain 11. The transcript has 42 exons. Bases 107 to 5923 code for a protein of 1938 amino acids. The record is from RefSeq and is a predicted model, not a curated record. Gene Ontology annotation, molecular function: actin filament binding; cytoskeletal motor activity; ATP binding. Lineage: Eukaryota; Metazoa; Chordata; Mammalia; Carnivora; Felidae. Gene Ontology annotation, cellular component: myosin complex.